Messenger RNA from Sarcophilus harrisii (Tasmanian devil), 5060 nucleotides. RefSeq names its product NBR1 autophagy cargo receptor (gene NBR1). Gene Ontology annotation, cellular component: phagophore assembly site. The transcript is spliced from 22 exons. NCBI's taxonomy places the organism in Eukaryota, Metazoa, Chordata, Mammalia, Dasyuromorphia, Dasyuridae. Gene Ontology annotation, molecular function: ubiquitin binding; zinc ion binding. The record is from RefSeq and is a predicted model, not a curated record. Gene Ontology annotation, biological process: macroautophagy. The coding region runs from base 305 to 3358 and encodes 1017 amino acids.
CACGUAAACAGGGUGGGAAGAAUGGGUUUGGCUCCUUUUGAGAGCUGUGAUUGGCCCUGCUUACUUUCCGUAAGACGGAAAUGGAAGGAGCCGGAAAAGGAAGAGGUUACGUACUGCAUCGGGAGUGUUAGGCUCCGCCCUCUUCUUUUCUACUCUCUCAAUCAGUGGGUUAUUACGUCACAGUAAUUGCUCUCCGAGAGUCGGAACCACCACCGGGAGCCACACUGUCCUUAGCAGAGCAGCAAGAGAAGUCCCGAGUCCUCCACCCCUUCCGCCGCGAUGGGAAUCUCGCCAGUCCCAAAGCAUGGAGCCGCAGGUUAAUCUAAAUGUGACUUUUAAAAAUGAAACACAAAGCUUCCUGGUUUCAGACUCAGAAAAUACAACCUGGGCUGAUGUGGAAGCAAUGGUAAAAGUUUCAUUUGAUCUGAACACCAUUCAGAUAAAAUACCUGGAUGAGGAUAGUGAAGAGGUGUCCAUCAAUAGUCAAGGAGAAUAUGAAGAAGCCCUUAAGAUUGCAGUUAAACAAGGGAAUCAGCUGCAGAUGAAUGUCUAUGAGAGACAUUCCACUGUAGAUGAAACUCCACAGCCUGGUUACAAGCAUCCACAGGAUCCACCUGGAAUUGAAAAACGACCAACUGUCCGAGCAGGGAAGAAGCCACUUGCACAUUACUCUUCAUUGGUGAGAGCCCUGGGAUCAGAGAUGAAAACACAAGAGGAGCCCACAGCACAGCUUUCACUCACUCCUUGUGAAGCUGACAAACCUCAAGAUAAGCCACCAGACUGGUUCACAAGGUACUUGGAGACGUUUAGAGAGCAAGUGGUUAAAGAAACGGUUGAGAAACUUGAUCAGAAAUUAAGGGAGAAGCUGGUCCUCCAGGGUCCAUCUUUGGAAUCCUGUUCCUCAGCAUUAUCCAUGCCUGUUGCAGAAGAAGCACUAUCGUUGCCAGGAAACCAGUGUGACUGGCUUAUGACUUGCAGCAACUGCCAGAGAAGAAUCAUUGGCAUACGUUACCAGUGUAGCCUGUGUCCCUCUUAUAAUAUAUGUGAAUUGUGUGAAGCAGGGUCAUAUGCCCACGAUCCUAACCAUAUUCUCUUGAAACUACGGAGGCCAAUUAUGGGUUCUUCUGAAACAUAUACUCAUACAAAGCUCUCCCCUCCUCGUCUGCCAGCUGCUCUGGAGCAAGUCAGGCUCCAGAAGCAGAUGGACAAGAACUUUCUUAAGGCAGAAAAGCAAAGGUUGCGAGCUGAGAAGAAACAGAGAAAGGCAGAAGUUAAGGAACUUAAGAAACAGCUUAAGCUUCAUAGGAAGAUUCAUCUGUGGAACUCUAUCCAUGGGCUGCAGAGUCCCAAAUCACCCCUUGGUAGGCCAGAGAGCCUCCUUCACUCAAGCACUCUGAUGCUCCCUAUGCAACCUUGUGCCCCAGUUGUGCCAACUCUGAGUGCAGCAUUUGUAGAUGAGAAUGUGCCAGAUGGGACCCACCUUCAACCAGGAACCAAAUUUAUUAAACACUGGAGGAUGAAAAAUACAGGAAAUGUCAAAUGGAGUGCAGAAACAAAGCUGAAAUUUAUGUGGGGAAACCUAACUUUGGCUUCUACUGAAAAGAAGGAUGUUUUGGUGCCCUAUUUAAAGGCUGGCCAUGUAGGAAUUGUGUCUGUUGAAUUCAUAGCCCCAGCCUUGGAGGGAACCUACACUUCACACUGGCGCCUUUCUCACAAGGGUGAGCAGUUUGGGCCCAGGGUCUGGUGCAGCAUCAUUGUGGACCCUUUCCCAACUAGAGAAAAUCUUGAAGACAGUGAAAAAGUCUCUUUCAGCACAAAUAAAGUUGAUGAUCUCUCCUGUCAGCAAGAGGAAACUUUCUCACUUGCUAAAGAGGAAAUUCAGAUCGACGAAGUGAUUGAAUCAACAGAGGAAGCAGAAACUUGCCUCCCUCGGAAGAUCAAAAGUGUUCCUAGUGAGAGGGAGCUCUACAUCCCAUCUGUGGACCUCCUCACUGCGCAGGAUUUGCUGUCAUUUGAGUUAUUAGACAUAAACAUUGUUCAAGAGCUAGAGCGAGUACCCCACAACACCCCAGUUGAUAUGACCCCCUGCAUGUCUCCUCUACCACAUGACAGCCCUUUGAUAGAGAAACCAGGUUUGGGACAGAUACAAGAGGAGAGUGAAGGGACAGGAUUUAAAGUGCUUCCUGAUUCCACAAUGGCAUCAAAGACUAAAGCUGAAAACACCGUUCCUGCAGAAGAAGGUGAAGAAGACCUGAGUGGGACCCAGUUUGUUUGUGAAACUGUAAUCCGCUCCCUUACUUUGGAUGCUGCUCCUGACCAUAAUCCACCUCGAAGACCCAAAUCCCUGCAGAGCUCUCUGCAUAUGUUGCCUGACAACUUUAAUUAUGGUAUCAAGAGUGAAGAAACCAUCAGAACUCAGUUCUCUUCUUUAGAAGGAGAAUCACAGCCCCAGCUCAUUGAAGAGAGGCAGCCAGCCCAGUCAGAUGGUUUCAGCAAAGAGAAAUCCUCAUCGAAUUCCAUUCUUCCUGAGGAGAGACUGAGGAGUGAUGAAAAAAAGGACACUAUCCAGUUGGUAGAGGAGGAAGAGGAAGAGGAAGAAGAACUUAAAGAUGAAGUCCGAAGUCAGGGCUCUUCUGCUUCUUCUGAGGAUUACAUCAUCAUCUUGCCUGAGUGCUUUGAUACAAGCCGUCCCCUAGGAGAGUCGAUGUAUAGUUCUGCUCUCUCACAGCCAGGCCUAGAACGGCUCAUGGAAAUAGAACAAGUGGUCAAGGCUGAGCAAGAGCCAGCUGAGGCUUAUGAAGGGCUUGAUAGAGGGGAAAACCAGCUGCAAGGGCACAGCAUCAGUGAUAUUCUGACAACAUCACAGACUUUAGAUGCAGUGCUUCUGACACCAGAGCUGGUGGGGCCUCCAAGACAGCUGUCCAGCAGUCCUUCAUCUCUUCAGAAUAUUAAUUCUGCAGAAACAGAUUUGCCAGUUACCAUUCAAGAAUUUUCUCCAGUUCCUGAUCAAGUAAGAGGAGAGCCCAGGGCCUCAUCAGGACUUGUAAAUAAUAGACAGAAGAACUAUGAAAACUCAAGGUACUACCAUGGGAGUAGCAUUACUGGAGGGCUGGUGAAGGGUGCUAUGUCUUUUGCUGCUUCUGCCUAUAAGGCCCUAUUUGCAGGGCCACCAGUCACUGCUCAGCCUAUAGUUUCUGAAGAUCAGACAGCAGUCCUGAUGGCCCAUCUGUUUGAAAUGGGGUUCUGCGAUAGGCAGCUGAACCUGAGGCUGUUGAAGAAGCACAACCAUAACGUCCUGCAGGUUGUGACUGAAUUAUUGCAGAUCAACAAUAACGACUGGUACACUCACCGCUAUUGAGGAGCUGCCUUCGACUUGAGGGAACUGUUGUAUUAAAUAACUCAGCCUGCUGCUCAGAGAUGACUUUAUUCUGUUAUUGGGGUGUGGGGUAGAAGGACCUUGCUUCCUUAUUUUUAAGAAGAGUCUGAUAUGUAGUUCAUCGUUGCAACUUCAUCACCUGCAUCACAGUAUUCUUUGGAUCCAAUCAAAGACCAGAACUUAAAUUUUUACUUUAGACUGGAUUAGUAGGAAGACAAUUUAAAAAUUGAUUUGGAUUAAUGACUCUUUCUUUCCCCACCUAUUUCUCCCUUUUAGAGAGCAUUGAAGACUAUGGUUUGAACUUUAUUUAGAACAAAUGUUGUUCUUGUAUUGAAGUUGAGUAUGUUUGUCUGGUUUUGAUAUUUUUGUCUGGUUGGUUUUGAUGUGUUGUAAUUCAAUAUGAAAGCCCCUGGGAAAAGAUUAGGCUGCUAUUAAGUUAGUCUUAGAGCUCCUUUAACUUUCAAAGGGCAGCCUCACUCAUGGGUGUUGAAAUAACACCCCAAGCCUAGUACUGCUAUUAUCAUAUAAAGUAUACUUGGUGAAGGAAAAAAAAGAUCACUUCCUUACAUAGAUAGAUAGCAGUUACUGGAAAUUCUUGUUUUUCCAAAGAUUCCCGGUAACAUAUUAAAGAAUAACCACCAUUUUCAUUUCUGGAUUUUAGUGGUGUAAGAGGUAGAAAGAGUUAAUUACCUUACCAGCACCUACUGAGUAGCAUUCAAUUGUAGUCAUUUUACAUGCUUUUUUCUUUAAGGAACAAGUUUUUAAGAAAAAUAGGUAGAACAAAAUAUUUUGCUAACAUAAGUAGAUUAUAGUGGGGAGGUAAAUUUUAAUGAUUACCUUUUCCCCCUAAGUAAUGAUAAUGGAGAGAUCCUCUUAUUUUGCAAGAGAGGAGGAGAGAAAUAGGAAUAUUUUUAAAGAGAAAGGCAGGGUCCUGUAUUUCAGUGGAGUUUGGAAUGGAUAAAUGAGAAUAUGUGGCACAGGAGUACUUUUCUUCUAACAGAAACCGGUGAGAAGUAGUAUUGGGCCCCCCUAUCCCUAAUUGGGCCAAUAAAAUAUGGAGAAAGGCUGAUACACAAAUGGAUUUUGCAAAGUGUUACGGAACAGUUCAGCAGUACAAUCUUGUUCAGGAUAUGAAGUUAAAGGUUUGGGUUUAAUCCCAUUUAACCCCAUUUGGAUUCCAGUCAGUCUUGGGUGUGGUCUGAGAAGGGAGAAGGAUGUAACAUUUUAGAAAAAUUACUGAAAUAUUCAUUACGAAGACAAUGGAAAAUCUGGCCCCCUGACCGGGGUAUUUGAUUCUAGGUGGGAGGGAUUGGUUGCUGAAUAGUGUUAUUUUAUUUACCUGGUUGGUAUUUAUAAUUAACAGGAUGAUUAUAAUCAAUCAUUAGCCGUGAAUAAGGAAAAAUUAUUUACAGUAUAACCCAGAAUGCUAUUAAAUAAAGCCGUGGGAUGCAGAUUGGCUAGGAAGCUCAUUUUCUUAUUUAAAACGUAUUUUUAUAGGGGCUCCUAGGCAAAGGGCCGACGAUCAGGGCACCUGAGACUUGCUGUUUGCAGAAAAAGCCCUUUGAGCAACUCGUGGGCUUUAUGGUGGGGGUCCAGGUGGCGCACCGGGGCUGGGCCACGCACUUCUGCAGCUGUAAAGCAACCUGUUGUUGAAAUAGUCUAAUAAAGGUCGCUUAAACUCUUA